GAAUGGACAUAGCAGCGCAGUUCCGGCACAACAAAACGGUAUACGGUUCAACUCCGACCCGUACUCGAGUAGAUCAAUAAAUGACGUCGUUUCAUCCUCAUAACCACUAAAACGACGCCACUUAGCAGGUCCGAAUUCCCAAUUCAAAAAGGAAAGAGGCAUCUUUUAUUCUCUCUCGCCUGCACACUCAGCUCUCUUCUCUCCGGCGAAGAGAGGGGAGAGAGUGAAAGAGAGCUUAAGGAAGCUGAGCUCUUCAUCGCCGGAAGCCUCUCUCUGCUCGCAAUUUGGUCGGUAAUUGUGAAGAUCGUAAAUUGAAUUCCUACACCGGCGUUUUAGUUGGAAAAGAAACUUAGAGGAUGGACUUCUAGACUAGUUCUACUGUUAAUGAUGGACCACAAUCACUUGACGAUAAAAACCUUUAUGGCCAUCACGGCCGACAGAGAUGCUGCCAUCCGAGAAAAGAACAUGGCAUUGGAGGAGAGGAAGAGGGCUUUUCAAGAGCGUGAUAUGGCAAUGUUACAGAGAGAUGCAGCAAUUGCUGAAAGAAACGCUGCCAUGCAAGAACGGGAUGAAGCGAUUGCUUCUCUUCGAUAUCGAGAGAGCUCAAUGAACGACAACACCGAUAUCCCUGAUUCAUAUGAAAAUGAGCUUGCAAGUGGGGGCAAACGUAUCAUUCAGUACCAGCAACAACAUCAAGUGCGUGUUUCUGAAGCUGCUGGAUAUAGUCCUAAAGGAAACCUACGAGGAAAUGAAAUUUUUCUUGCAGAGACUGCCGAAACCCCCAAGCCUCGGAAAGGGAGGCAGACGAAAGACAAAGAAGGAAAAGGAACGAAAUCAGCCAAGCCUCCGAGAGCAGGCAAAAGAAGUGCGGAAGCAGUGGUAAAAGAGGAGGUAAAUUCUGAUGCGUACAAUGGUUGGAGUAACGAACAGGGUUUGGACAGUGAUGAUGAGUACCUAGAGAAGCAAGUCUCCUGGAAGGAUAAUCUGGGUUUAAAUCAAAUCAAUUUUGAUGAAUCAGCCAUGCCAGUCCCUGUUUGCUCGUGCACAGGCUCGCCACAGCCAUGCUACAGAUGGGGGAACGGAGGCUGGCAAUCCGCGUGCUGUACAACCACGAUCUCAAUGUAUCCACUGCCUCAGGUAGCGAACAAACGCUACUCCAGAGUUGGGGGGCGAAAGAUGAGUGGGGGUGCAUUCAACAAGCUGCUCAAUCGACUCGCUGGAGAGGGGUAUGACUUCUCCUCUCCCCUCGAUCUCAAAGACCACUGGGCGAAGCAUGGCACCAACCGUUACAGCACUCUUAAGUAGCUUCUUUAUCGAAGAACAUAGUUGUGUUAGAUGUUGCUAUGCUCUGUUGUUGUAAUCCAUCGCCUAGUUUUUAUUCUCUAUUUAUAGUUGCUAAUAUAUUCAUCGUAAUUGCCUUGAUUGGAUUUCUAUGUGGAGUGUAUACAAAUCUUGAAAAUCUGAUCGACUCGAACCAUUCGUAGUCUAAUUCACAAUCUGUUGUAUACUGCUUA
Molecule: messenger RNA, 1514 nt
Organism: Salvia hispanica
Lineage: Eukaryota; Viridiplantae; Streptophyta; Magnoliopsida; Lamiales; Lamiaceae
Source: RefSeq, a predicted model, not a curated record